AUGUUCCCCGACGUGGGAGGGUACGACACCCCUGUUCCCGAGCUCGACGACCAUCGACAGCAUUCGUCCGCCCAAAGAGUUGAGCGCCCGCGCCGAGGCACCUUUGAUAGCCUGUACGGCGCGCGCCAUCUCGAUGCCGAAUCUGAGAACCCGGCCAUCCGCGUUCGCGACUUCGAAGAGGCCAUCAUCGACGAAGAGGGAGAUAAUGUUCAGCCCAUGCCGCGGCUUGGGCGCCGCCCAACCGUGGAGUCGUCGCAGGAUGGUAGAUCCAUCUCGCCCCCCAACUCGGUCAAGGCCUUCGCAGAGGCUCGACGUAGGGAGCGCGAGAUGUCCUUCUCCGAGGCCAAGAACGAUGCUGAGGAGCCCCUCGGUCGGACAAUGUCCAUUUCGAGUCGCCGGAGCCUCCGAAGCCGCACUCACGCCGACGACGCUGACAACAGGAGCUUCUUGACCAACAAGACAGCCGAGGAGGACGUCUGCUACCCUCUCCAGGAGAAGCACUCCAAGCAAAACGAGCUCCGGAUCGACUUUGACUAUCUUGAGGACUUUAUCGCCGAUGAGAGGGCUGAGCGGGCCGCCCGGGCGGAGACUCCCGCAGAGGGCUUCAAGGACUUGCGACGCACCUCUACUCUGCCAAAAUCGCAAAUGGCCACGGUGGACGGCGACAUCCUCGAGAUACCCUCCGACGACUCCACGGCCAAUGAAAAGGUCUCGGCCCAGGCGAGCGAGGUCCCAAAGAUGCCGUCGCAUCCCGUGGACAACACGCGCUUCAGCUUCUUCUCCUCGGCGUGGGAGUCGACGAUUCACGCCGCAGAGAUGGGCGAUCUCGUGCUCCCGGGCGAGGAUAUCCGAGGGCUCUUUCAGCUGCCGGCGGACGAAAGCGGAGUCUGGUGGCUCAACGUGAACCAUGCCACCAAGGAGGAGGUGUACGGCCUCGGCAAGGCGUUUGGCGUUCACCCCUUGACGAUUGAAGACAUUGUCACGCAGGAGGCCCGAGAGAAGAUUGAGCUCUUCCCGUCGUACUACUUUGCGAGCUUCCGGUCCUUCAACGUCGUGGACGAACCCGAUGGGAAAGAAUACGAGCCUUUCAACAUCUAUGUCAUUGUGUUCCGAGAGGGGACGCUGAGCUUCAGCUUUGCGCCCAACUCCCAUGCGUCCGAGGUUCGUAAGAGGAUCACGGCCCUUAAGGACUAUGUCUCUCUCAGCAGCGACUGGAUCUGCUACGCCUUGAUUGACAACAUCGUGGAUAGCUUCGCGCCUGUCAUCAACCAGAUUGAGCAUGAAGCCGAUGCCAUCGAGGACGAGGUGUUCGUCAUGCGGUUCGACGAUUCCAACACGUUUCUGCGGUCUAUUGGACGGGUGCGGAAGAAUUGCAUGGCCCUGCUGCGACUCCUGGGCGGCAAGGCCGACGUCCUCCGCGGCUUCACCAAGCGCUGCAACGAGAACUACCAGGUGACGCCGCACAUGGACAUUGGCAUGUACCUGGGCGACAUCCAGGACCACGUCGUGACCAUGGCCACGAACCUGGGCCACUUUGAAAAGAUUCUGUCCCGCGCCCACAGCAACUAUCUGGCGACGCUGUCCAUCAACAGCAUCUCCCAGGGGACCGACAUGAACCGGGUGCUCAGCAAGAUUACCAUGCUGGGCUCGAUCCUGGUUCCUCUGAACCUGGUCAGCGGCGUGUUUGGAAUGAACGUGCAUGUGCCAUUUGAGACGGUUGGCAACCUCGGGCCCUUUUUUGGCAUCAUCGGCUUCAUGGCCGUCCUCUGCAUCUUGUUGAUUACCGUGGCGAGAUGGAAGCGAUGGAUCUAA
Molecule: messenger RNA, 1812 nt
Organism: Trichoderma reesei QM6a
Lineage: Eukaryota; Fungi; Ascomycota; Sordariomycetes; Hypocreales; Hypocreaceae
Exons: 2
Coding region: 1-1812 (603 amino acids)
Biological process (GO): intracellular magnesium ion homeostasis; magnesium ion transmembrane transport
Cellular component (GO): plasma membrane
Molecular function (GO): magnesium ion transmembrane transporter activity
Source: RefSeq, a predicted model, not a curated record